AUGACCCGGAACGCCCCACUGUCUGCUCUAAGCCUUCUUUGCACAUGCGUGUCUGUCACUUGGAACAUGGUUCCCACCCACCCUGGCACCCCUGGACCUCCGCUGAUGCCCUAUGACAAGGGGCUGCUGUUUGCCCCUGUGGAACAGGGGAUGGCACUCAGUGGGAGAACAAAGGAGCCAGGGCAGACAAGACAAACCGGCCUUAUUGUCGCCUGCUACCACGGCUUUGUGGAUACCGUGGUGGCCUUAGCAGAGUGCCCCCACGUUGACGUCAACUGGCAGGACAGCGAGGGGAACACAGCCCUCAUCACAGCUGCGCAGGCAGGGCACGCCAUCAUCACCAACUACUUGUUGAACUAUUUCCCCGGUCUUGACCUUGAGAGGAGGAACGCGUUCGGGUUCACGGCCCUGAUGAAAGCCGCCAUGCAGGGCCGAACAGACUGCAUCCGAGCCCUGAUGCUGGCAGGGGCAGAUGUCCACGCCAGGGACCCCCACCGCGGGAUGUCGCCCCAGGAGUGGGCCACUUACACCGGCCGGGUGGAGGCCGUGCGUCUGAUGCAGAGGCUGCUGGAGCGACCCUGCCCAGAGCAGUUUGGGGAAAAGUACAAGCCGGAGCUGCCGCUGCCCCCCGAGGUGGCCCUGAAGCCCCCCGCCUCCAAAAGCUGCUUGCAGAGGCUCACCGACUGUAUGCGCUCCGUGCUGACCACCCGCUCCAGCCGCGGCCCGGAGGACGGGGGCGUCCUGGACCACAUGGUCAGGAUGACCACGAGCCUCUACAGCCCCGCCGUGGCCAUCGUCUGCCAGACUGUGUGCCCCGAGAGCCCCCCCUGCGUGGGGAAGAGGCGACGGGCGGUGCAGGAAAUCCUGGCGGCUCGAGGGAAACAGGAGCCCCUUGCCCAGGACGGGGACAAGGCCAAGGGCACUGAGCCGCAAUUCCGGACCUCCCGGGUGGAGGAGGGCUCCGAGGAGGGGGCCCCGAGAGCCAGCCUCCCGCCUGCCCCGCUGCCGGGGUCCCGGGGCUCCGGGCCCCCCACGCGGAAGGCCAGCCUCCUGCCCCUGCAGCUGCUGCGGCGGAGCAGCGUGCGCCCGGGCGUCGUGGUCCCCAGGGUCCGCAUCAGCAAGGCGCCCGCGCCCACCUACCAGCCCGAGCGGCCCGCCCGCAAAGGCAGCACCAAGGACAGCGGCCACCUGCAGAUCCCCAAGUGGCGGUACAAGGAGGUCAAGGAGGAGAAGAGGAAGGCGGAGGAGGCGGAGAAGAAGCGGCUGGCGGAGGCGCAGAAGGAAAGGCGGGCGCCGCCCUGGAAGAAGAGGACGUGA
This is a messenger RNA of Carlito syrichta (Philippine tarsier), 1317 nucleotides long. RefSeq names its product ankyrin repeat domain 33B (gene ANKRD33B). Lineage: Eukaryota; Metazoa; Chordata; Mammalia; Primates; Tarsiidae. Gene Ontology annotation, molecular function: protein binding. The record is from RefSeq and is a predicted model, not a curated record. The transcript is spliced from 5 exons. The coding region runs from base 1 to 1317 and encodes 438 amino acids.